Messenger RNA from Mycena citricolor, 1640 nucleotides. The record is from the annotation of a GenBank genome assembly. Lineage: Eukaryota; Fungi; Basidiomycota; Agaricomycetes; Agaricales; Mycenaceae.
GGCAGAAAUGAUGGGAAAUCACGGUGCAGUUCCCAGGGUGAUGUGGGCUCGGUUUCUUGAUCGAUCCGCCCCAGAUCUUUGAUCUGAUCACCCGGGAACAUCUGGAGCCGAGAUUACUGAACAUGUGACGAAACGCAGAUCCCCAAUCAAUGAUCCCACUUGCCACGUCCUCGCGUAUCAGCAUGCUGUUGCAGGCCUCCAUAGUUCAAGAUCUCCAGUAGUCCCUAGAUCCUCUAUAGCCACCGAUUCUCACAGGUUCCUACAGAAGCUGGAGGACCCUGGAGAAGCUGUCAAGUGGGCUUCGCUCGUGCCUGUUGUGCUCGCUUAGCUAGCCGAGCAGGAUCAAACACAGCUAUAUGUGUAAAUCCGGCUAUUGGCCAGUAUCUACCUGUGACACUCUCACCCAUGGCUCCUCAUUCACAGUCAAGGAUAGCACGGACUACACGCUCCUCUGACGCUAUGCUAAAAUGAUCGUCAGAAGGAGGCUUGGAUACAAACAAACAAACAAACAAACAAACCUUCUGCCUGCGAGGGAUUCACUGCUACAUCGAGUUAUCCGGUGAGCCUCACUUCAGCCCCCGCACACUUGUACUUGCAAUGCAUCAUGGAUCUUUCUCUUUCUCGUAUAUAUACCGCACAACCCGCUUCUCAUCCCCUGCACUUCUGCAAUGGAUCCCACCUACGAGAACUCACAAACAAGCCCUGGGCCUCUCAGCAGCGACGGAUCGCGCCUCGAGCAUGUUCUCCCGGACCCAAGUGCGCCUGAUCUUGCAUCAUCGAUCACCAACACCGUCACUCUGUUGUCACUGCCUGAAAUUGGUCUCACGCUCUCUCUCUGCGCGAUAUUCACCGCAUUUGUCCUCUGGGUCGCGCCAGGAAGGGUCUCUCGUGCAAUGGUGUCCGCCGUCGAACAAGCCGAUGGAGAGUUCUGUGAUGCCGCCGAGUCGGGGGCUGUACAGUUUCGUGGAGAGAUGGCUGAGGAACUCGAACAACUACGCACCACAGCAUCGGUGCUCAGGGAGGAGUAUCUCAAGAGCUGUCUCUCUUACCAGAGCAGUGUCCUCUACCUAAUGAAGGGAGGCCCCAUCAGACUCGUUCUCUGCCGACGCGCAAUCGAAGUCUUCCGAACUCGCGCUGAGGUACAUCUGCGUGUCCUGCUACGCAGACUGCUGUUUUGUACUGAUCCCUUACUCAGAUUGCCAAGGAGGCGCAUAAUCGCGUGCCACCAGAGCCGGAAUCUAUUCCGCUCCGCCGUCGCAGAGCUGCUGCUCAAACACAUUCCGCCUCGUAGCCGCCCUCUUUCCGUUAGUGGACUCUUGUAUCAUCGUUGUCACAAUCUAUCCUGUACCCACCGAGUUCUACAUAUCAUGUUCUACCCAUCAUUUCGUGGACCGUAAUCUAUGUUCAGUCUUUGAUCUUUGGACGGCCCGCUGCGGGCCGACGAUACAGAUGACCGAACCACUGACAGCCCGGUUUUGUUUCAACGAAUCACCGGAGACGCGCUUGACAAACGCGUCGAGGCCGUCGGAGAGGUGCAGCCCCACGUCAGAGCGAAGCUGGUUGAUCCGGACGGCCAGGUCGUUUCUGUCGGGAGUCGGGACGCCGGGGGAGCUGUGCGUUGCGGGGUAUCUGCUGCAGAA